GGAGCCGGCAGCGUGACCGGCCGCCGGGUGAGGAGACUCUGGGGCUGAGCAGGUGAAGGGCUCUGCAGGGGCCGAGGUGUGUGCUGCCACUCUCCCUGCUCUCCUUUGGAUCCAGCUUGCCUGGCGUGCGGUAUCUAUAGAUGCCUCUGUACUGCCCUGUCUGGCUGUGCAGAAGAAAAGUCCAGAGAGCCCUGUGUGGUAUGUGGCCGUGGCUGGACUCUUGAUGAUGCUGUGUUUUUCAACGAGGGUGGAGCAGAAGCUGGACUUCAGUUGGUUGCCCUACGCCCUGUGAAGGAGCAGUCAUGUCGGUGAUGGUGGUGAGGAAGAAGGCGAUGCGGAAAUGGGAGAAGCUGCCAGGCAGGAACACCUUCUGUUGCGAUGGUCGCAUCAUGAUGGCCCGGCAGAAGGGCAUCUUCUACCUGACGCUCUUCUUAAUUCUUGGCACCUGUGCCCUCUUCUUUGCUUUUGAGUGUCGCUACCUGGCAGUUCAGCUGUCUCCAGCCAUCCCUGUCUUUGCAGUAGUUCUUUUCCUGUUCGCGAUGGCCAUGCUCCUGCGGACAAGUUUCAGUGAUCCUGGUGUGAUCCCCAGAGCCCUGCCUGAUGAGGCAGCCUUCAUUGAAAUGGAGAUUGAGGCCACCAAUGGAACUGUGCCUCAGGGUCAGCGCCCGCCCCCGCGUAUCAAAAACUUCCAGAUCAACAACCAGAUAGUGAAGCUGAAGUACUGUUAUACGUGCAAGAUAUUCCGCCCCCCCCGUGCCUCGCACUGCAGCAUCUGCGACAAUUGUGUGGAGCGCUUUGACCAUCACUGCCCCUGGGUUGGGAACUGCGUGGGGAAGAGGAACUACCGCUACUUCUACCUCUUCAUCCUCUCGCUCUCGCUCCUCACCAUCUACAUCUUCACCUUCAACAUUGUCUACGUGGCGCUCAAGUCCAUGAAGAUUGGCUUCCUGAACACGUUGAAAGAGACCCCUGGAACGGUACUGGAGGUGCUUAUCUGUUUCUUCACCCUCUGGUCAGUGGUGGGGUUAACUGGAUUCCACACCUUCCUGGUGGCUCUGAACCAGACGACCAACGAAGACAUUAAGGGGGCGUGGACUGGGAAGAACCGGGUGCAGAAUCCCUAUAGCCAUGGGAACAUUGUGAAGAACUGCUGUGAAGUGCUGUGUGGGCCCCUGCCCCCCAGUGUUCUGGACAGACGGGGCAUCUUGCAGCAGGAGGAGAGCGGUGCGCAGGGGGAGAGCAGCACUCGGGGGCCCAGCACUCAGGAGCCCAGCAUGCCGGAGAAGAGCAGCACUCAGGAGCCCAGUGCUGCUCAGGCGCUUGGUGCGGAGGUAGUGGGCAGCGUUCAGGAGGGCAGCAGCAGCCCCACACGUCAAAGUGCAGUCCCCAUGCUGCCGCUGAGCUCCACUGGGAUGCCGGAGGAGACUCAGCCUUCUGCUGUGGAGCUCCCAGCACAGCCCCGGGACGAUGGGCCAACCGAGCACUAA
Molecule: messenger RNA, 1487 nt
Organism: Emys orbicularis (European pond turtle)
Lineage: Eukaryota; Metazoa; Chordata; Testudines; Emydidae
Gene: ZDHHC9
Product: zinc finger DHHC-type palmitoyltransferase 9
Exons: 11
Coding region: 303-1487 (394 amino acids)
Biological process (GO): protein targeting to membrane; peptidyl-L-cysteine S-palmitoylation
Cellular component (GO): endoplasmic reticulum; Golgi apparatus
Molecular function (GO): protein-cysteine S-palmitoyltransferase activity
Source: RefSeq, a predicted model, not a curated record